AUGACGGUCGUCCCACACGUGCUGUGUGACUGCUGUUCUCGUAUCGUCAAGAAGUCCAAGACUAUCCAGGCACUCACAGCUGGCAGGUUUGAUCAGUAUAUAAGUACUAAGGUAUCAAACGGUGUUAAGGAUAACUUCUUCCGCAACCGCAGUCGUGAGGGGUGUUAUGUGGAAGUCUUUUUCCACAAUCGCAGCCUCAGUUAUCUAUGGAAGUCAAGCGCCGCCGGAUGCCAUCUUUGUUCGUUGAUCCCUGAUCCUGUUCCUUCCACUUCAAGCAAUUCCUUGAGGUCAAUCUCCACUAUACGGUCUUGGAUAGAUCAUUGUCUCUGGAAUCAUCCCGGAUGCAACCGGAAGCUCUUCGACACAGAUUGUACGGAGUAUACGGGGCUUCCGAUAAGGUUGGUUGACGUUGGGACAGUCGACGGAGCGCUUGCACCACGGUUGAUACUAACUUCAGCCACCGCAGCCCCCUCUAUUGAAUAUCUCACACUCAGCCAUUCUUGGGCUAUAACUUCGACGGAGUCGACCUUGAGAUUGACAAGCGGUAACAUACAGCGCCUGCAGAAGCAAAUACCUGUCGAACACCUCCCGAGGACAUUCCGGGACGCCAUGGAACUUACACAACGACUUGGAUAUCGAUAUAUUUGGAUUGAUUCAUUGUGCAUUAUUCAAGACUGUGAGAGUGACUGGCACUCGGAGGCCCUUAAGAUGAGCAGUGUUUAUGGCAAUUCGUUGUGGAAUAUUGCUGCUUUGGGGCUCGAUGGAGCCGACACUUGUUUUGCGCAAAGGAACCCCCUUCAGGUCUUUCCAUGCAACAUCACACCACAAAAGGAAGGGAACAGCAUCUACGCCGGUCCCGAGACUGAUAAAGAUAUGCCUCUCUUGAGGCGAGGCCGGGUCAUGCAAGAAAGACUCCUUCCUCCGCGGGUCAUUUACACAGGAGCCAAACAACUGUUCUGGGAAUGCUUCAACGAUUAUAGGCGCGCCGAAUUCACCUACGAAUCAGACAGGCUCAUAGCUCUUGCUGGAGUGGCCAAGGCUAUCGAAGAUAGCAAAGGAUUCACCUACGUGGUUGGUAUAUGGAAGGAGCUUUGGCCCGUCGACUUGUUGUGGCGUCGCAGUGAUAACCCCAUCGAAUGGUUGGAUCGCAGGUUCAAUGAUGGCCCGUACUCGCUGGAGCCCAGGCAGAAACGGGGGUACCUAUCAAAAUCCAGCCCCCCUUCGUGGUCCUGGGCUGCUGGAAACUUUGAAAAGACGUUUUGGCUGUUGGACCACGAGGGGCAAAUGGCCGAGACCAUCCAAAUCACCUACUUGGCACGCGUCAUUGAGUUCACCAGCCCGACACCCAGAGCCCGAUACACUGGUCCGGGGGCGGAUGAGGAAAGAAUAACACUCACCUUGGAGGGUAAGGUCUUGAGAGGGUUGGUCAGAGCCUCCAAGAAAGAUGGCGGAAUUUGGGUGCGAAUGAGCGACGGGCUCAGUUACAACACCCAUCUGAAGCAUUUUAUUGAUUGGGACUAUGAACCAGAGGACGGCGACCCGGUACUCUUUCUGUGGCUACUGUCAUGCUCGGUUUAUUCCUUUGAUCCUUACACUGUAGGACUGGUCUUGACGCCGGAGGAGAGCCCACAGAAGAGCGGCGUGCGGCGACCUCGGUACAGACGCGUAGGCUGUUUCAUGGAGGACUACUUUACGUACUCGAAGAGCAAAUGGGAGGAGGAGAGCAUCUGUCUUUGUUGA
Messenger RNA from Sordaria macrospora k-hell, 1740 nucleotides. The record is from RefSeq and is a predicted model, not a curated record. Lineage: Eukaryota; Fungi; Ascomycota; Sordariomycetes; Sordariales; Sordariaceae.